AUGGAUGAUGAGGAUGCUGAAAGUGGCUCAAGUGGUUCGAACACCAUUGCCCUCUCAACACACAUCGAAUCUGCAGAUUCAGUUGAUGAACGAUUGCUGCGGAUUUUCGAUGAGUACUGUCAACGAGCAGUGGAAAGAAGCGCCGAUUCAAGCUUGGCACCUUCGGCAUGUGCGGAUUUAUUUACGAUUGCAAUUUGUUAUGGAUUUGGUCAUACUCUUUAUGAGCACUUCGAUUCGAAAGUUGAACGAUACGUGCGGGAAUUACUCAAAAUUCGUGGCCUGGUUACUCGCCCUCUCAAAAAUAUAAGUAUUACAUUGAAUGAGCUGAGCGAACAAGAAGCUUCAUUUGGUUUCAAGAAAUGGGCUCGAAAUUUUCUAACGCCAUAUUCAGCUCUCGAUGAGUCAUUUGAAGAAAAUCGGGGCGCGUUGCGAAUUCGUCAAUUACAGUUUCGACAGCGAAUGUUUGAAUUGAGAGAGGCGGUUCUUUGUAAUGAUUGGCCGAGAGUGGGUUCUUUGAUCGGAUCUAUCGAUAUAAUUCGUCUUGAUCCCGUUCAGUUUACACGUCGAGAACGUUGGAGCAGAUAUUACAAUGUUUAUGCGAGAAUAGCGCCGUUCAUAGUUUCAAUAUUCCAUGCUGGUGCGCAACGUCUUAUGCAGCAUAAUAUUCCUCGGGACCUUUUAGCGAAAUCGAUCAACGAGUUUAUGUUGGCUGUUGUGAACGCACAAAAGUGUAAUGAGACUGCGGUUCGUGCAAGGAAUUUUUCAUUAUUGUACUUAUGCGAAGUGUUAGCGUUUUUGAUCGCUAACGGCCUGCACGAAGACGCGUCUAUUCUCGUCUCUUCAACAUCCUCUAUAGUAGCUGCCGCGCAGAUGAAAUCUUAUAUGGAUGUAAUGAAAAGUUAUAAAGCAUUGUACCGAUAUGAAAUUUGGCGAUGGAAUGGCCGUCCUAGAAAUCCGAAUGAUGUUUAUCCUUUGGUUGAUGACCUUAUCAGUGCAAUCGAUGAGUUACCAGUAGGUACAUCGAGUGUACUUAUCUAUGCAAUGGUUGACCUGUUGAAAUCAUUAGACGUCACCACGACAAUAUUAGAAAAAUUGAUCGAUUGUUGUAGAAGAGCACCGUUCAUGUUAUCAUAUGCUCAUGAUGCGUUGAUCAAUAAUGGAUUGCAAGACGAAGCUGAAGAUCUCUUAACUGAGGUUGUGAUACCCACUUUAAAGUUGAGUGGAUCUGAUCCGAUUCUACUAGAGUGGAUCCAGCCUCGUCUUCUGAAUCCGCAAAGCUUCGAUAGGUCAUUUGAGACGAUUUCUCAUAUCUGCAAAAUCUUAUUCCAUUUCCUGGACUAUGGUGAAAAUAGAUCAAACGAUCGUGCAUGGGCUUUUCUUUGGGCAUGUGUGGAGGCUAUGAGUGAUCGUAGGAUGUUAAGAUUCUAUUGGCGAUCACGUAAAAGUUGGUGGUUUAGAUUUCAUUGUGUACCACUGAGUGAUACGGGUAACGAAUGUCGACUGAAAGUGUUUCAGUUGCUUCAAAAGAUAAAGUAA
Messenger RNA from Anisakis simplex (herring worm), 1536 nucleotides. Lineage: Eukaryota; Metazoa; Nematoda; Chromadorea; Rhabditida; Anisakidae. The record is from the annotation of a GenBank genome assembly.